This is a messenger RNA of Cladophialophora immunda, 1833 nucleotides long. RefSeq lists its product as uncharacterized. The coding region runs from base 144 to 1469 and encodes 441 amino acids. The record is from RefSeq and is a predicted model, not a curated record. Lineage: Eukaryota; Fungi; Ascomycota; Eurotiomycetes; Chaetothyriales; Herpotrichiellaceae. The transcript has 2 exons.
GAUCAAACCCCGUCACACAUAAGUACCCUCAGCUGGGAGCGCUCCAAGAGCUCUUCGGUCAGACCAUCCAGUGGCUCUAGCACCCCUCCGUGCAGCCUACACACAGCGAUAGGAAGUUCGGUCUCUCUAGCUGUGAAUCACCGAUGACCUCAAACAGUCAGGACCUCUCUACCUGGCUAGAGACACUUACGGAGGGAACGGCCGAUGCGGAUCCCGUGUGGACGUCAACGUCCAUGGACCGUUUGGAAAUUGCACUCAUUAGGGAUGUUCCUUCAGGCGAUGAAAGGUUUCAAGAUCUUCUUAAAGGCGUUGAUGCAGCCCCUCCGCGGGUCGAAAUGCAGGAUCUUAAAGGUGUCCCUAAAGUGCUGGAAGGGCACAGUGAGAAGAUCCGGGGGACAUCAGGAGCUCAAACCUCAGAAGACGGGCUGCUCUUCCUCAGCGAGUUGUUGCGAGACACAAUUGGCUGCAUACCAAUGGGAGAGUGUGAGAGACAAUGGUGGUUAACGGCGCCUCACGAUACCGCGGCGGACGGGAAGAGAUUCUCAAAAUCGAAUGAGACCGAUUUUCACUGGAGUGUCGCUGUCUCCAUCAUCCAUCAUCUCGACUCAGAGGAAUUUCACCAAAUCUUCGCAGUUGCCUACGAGGAAGAAUGGUCCAUGGAAACGAGUUUAAUGUGCGCUGGGGUCCCGCAGGCAAAACCGGACGUGGCCGUGUCAUUCCAUCGGGACACAUUCUUUGAGCAGGGUACCCUGGACUAUCCCCUCGAACUCGGUGAAUGUCUCCAUCCGAGAGGACGUAAGCGAUGGUUUCCCUUCUUCUUCAUCGGAGCUGAAAGGGAAGGCAAACUUCCUGGCAGUGUGCUUGGGCAUAAUCUGUAUACCGCAAGCCAGGCAUUGUUCAAUAUCUUCCAGUGGAUGCGCCGGGAUCCACCGCUCAGCGAGCAGUACUUUGAACAAGUUCGGACUUUCAGUAUGGCUCUAAGUGAGGAUAAGCUGGUUUUAAGAAUGCACCGGGCAGAAACAGCAAGAGGUGGUAGGCUCAGGUACGAGUUUACCGAGAUGGCCAAAAUCCACGAUUACAGUGAGUAUAGCGCCUUUUCGCUGAUAUACCGGAUUUUAUGGAAGUACGCGCGGCGAGUUCUAUACCCCCUCCUCAAAAAGACCUUUCAGAGAGUCGUCGAGUUGGACCAGCUGAAGGACGGAAGAUGUGAAUCUCACUCCGACCCGCCCUCUCCGACUUCAUCUGCCCAGCAAGUCUCUUUUCCUCCUUUUCAGCCCACCCAGAAAGAUUCUCUUACCACUGGACGGAAAGGGCGGCGCUCGCUCGAGCGGGAGGCGCGCAGGGCCACGCGGAAACGUGUCAAAAUGCGAGUCGGAGCCAGGGCGGAAGAGAAUCAAAUCCUCACGCGAUCACGUACCAAACCCGAUUAUCUCUUCGAAUCCCUGCCGAACAUCGGUCGUUCUAGGUAGAACGGCUGGGGAUGCUGAAAAUGCUCUCAAGAAUCUACGGAUGUCGUCAAUAAGGGAGAACGGGCGCUUGUCCUUGUCUUGUCUAGAUAAACAUGCGGCUGAUCGCCGAAUCUCACGUACGUGGCUUUUGCGAUGGCAAGAGCGAUGGGAGUGUUUUCCUUCUUCGCACCCUCGCCCCCUCGCCGCCUCGCCGAGCGGCCCCGGGUUGCCCUGCACGGUCGCGGUGUGAGAAUCGCGCCCUUUGGCAGGACCUUGUGUUGGGAGAAGAUUGAAAAAGAUACAAAGGCCAACUGGGCAUUGUUUGCACUUUACAGCAUCAUACACCGGGUUGGCACAGUCUCGGGGCCUUCCCACGAUAUUUCAU